AUGACUCAAGUUCCGCAAGAUAUGCUGAAAAUAUAUCCAAACCCAAUCAUCUUACGGGAUUUAGAGGUAGGUGAAACCGAUACAGUGGAGUUUUUAGCCACAAAUUACUCGAAAAAUUCAUUAAAAUUACGUUUUUCUCUUCCUCCAAAGUCUAAUUUUCAAUUAAACAAUGUUGCACACUUUUCUUUGAGUCCUGGUUUGCAAACAUCACGUAAAAUCACUUUCAAAGCAUCUGAUAAAUAUGAAGAAGCACAGCUCCUUGUUUCUUCGCCAAGUUUUGAAGAUUUCACGAUUCCCGUCAUCUUCUACCCACCAUCUCCAUCAAUCGAGAUCAAUAAAAUGCAUUUCGACCUUGGCAAUAUCAGUUUACGUUUUCCUCAAACUCAAUUCUUCAAGAUAACAAACUUCGGUACAAAGGAUGGCAAUUUUACAAUUACAUGCAAUGAUAAAGACGUCGAAAUAUUCCCAACAACGGGUUUUAUUCAAUCAAAUCAAACUCAUAAAAUACAAUUCGAAAUUGAGCCUACAAAAGUUGGUCCUGUACAAUAUACAAUCAAUGUUGUAUGCGAAACUGCAUCAAUUAAGUCGCAACAAGUUAUUGUAAAUGCAAAUGUCCAAGAUCAUUCUGUUCAAGUCUUUCUAGGUAAAGAAGAAGUUGGUACAGUCAAUUUUGGUCGUGCUUUCUUUGGCCAAAAGAUCAAAAGAACAUUACAAAUUGUAAAUAACGCUCCUUUCAAAAGAAUGUUCGUAAUUCAAAUACCAUAUGAUCCAACUGAAAAGAGAUUGAAAACAAAGCAAAUUUUCACUCCUUCUCCGAUCGAAGGCGAAAUUGAAGGAAAUACAACAAAAGAUAUCGUUUUUUACUUCAACCCGCCAAUAGAAAAGGUUGAAAGCGAUGACGAAAUAUUUUAUGAACACGAGACACGUCUAGAUAUUGUAAAAACUCCAAUUUCUAUUCCAUUAAAAUUAUCUGGAUCUGCAGUUCCUUCAAAAUUCAAAAUUAGUAGCUUAGACUUCUCAUUUGGUGAAAAACUAGUCAAUUCGUCAACAUCCCAAGAGAUGGAAAUCGAAAACAUAUCAACAAUUAAAGAUAUAACUUUUAAUAUCAAGAAAGUUGCACAUUAUCACUUCACUCCAAUGUCAGGAACCAUCAAGACAGGCUGCAAGAAGGUCAUUACUGUCUCAUUUGAUCCGAAAUCCCUUGGAGUUAUAAAUACAACUACAAUCAUGGAAAUUUGCGACGGAUUGGUUGCGCGCCAUAUCACUCUUAGUGGAACAUCAGUGUCCACAAUCAAUAUGGGCACGAAAGGACGAGUUCCUGUUUGGGAAUCAGAUCCAAAUGUGAAGUACCUAUUAGAAUAUCCAAGAAUGGAAUACGGAUUCACGAUGAAGGACAUCAAUGAUAAAGAAAAGCAGAAGGAAGAGUUCGAAGAAUUCAUUGACCAAGAAUCAUCUCGAAGAAGUGAGAAAGAAAUGAGGGUAAAACUGAAAGAACAAGCAAGAACAGAUGCAAGACAUUUAUUACAAUCAACAAUUCCGAACUUUACUGAAGACCAACUUAAUAAAGCUGCAGAAAACCGUCUCGAAGCAUUAGUUAAAGGAUACGAUGACCCAAUUAACUUCGGAAUGAGUUACGCUGAUGGUCUGGAACCUCCUGCUCCUCCUGCUGACCAAAUACUCUCAGCAAGAGCUCCAAGAAAUAAAUCAGGAAACAUCAAAUCACAAAAAGGUGACAAAAAAGGCAAAAACGCUAAAACAUUCAAGACGAAACCAACGACAAAUGCCGAAAUCGCAGAGUGCUCAAAGCCUUUGUCACCUUCCCAACAACUCUCUGUUUUCAUGGACAAAGAAAAAUUAGAAUUCGGGGAAGUUCCUGUAACCGCCAAGAAAAUUUUGCCUGUCACUUUUACAAAUAAUUUGACACAACAUGUUUUUGUUCAAUUAAAGACAGAUGACUAUCCUGAGUUCAACUUAACUAAGCCAAAUGCUCAAGUUGUUCCUCCAAACACAAAUGUCACAUUUGAAAUUGUUUUAUGUGAUUCCGAAUUGAAAGUUAUCAACAGACAACUUAAAUAUGUUGUUAAUAAUACUCAUGAAGGAAUCAUCAGUUUAACAGGAAAGACAAUACCAAUUGAACUUAAACUUUCAAAGAAUUUUGUCAAUUUUGAUUUGACAACAAUUUCAGGAAACAAUUUCCAAAUGAUGAAAGAUUAUGUUACAAUUGUUAAUCCAACAGAAGCAGUUGUCAAUGUUCGAUUGUAUGGUUUUUCAGAAAACUUUUCAUUCCAACCAUCAAAUGGUCAGAUACAACCACAUGAAUCUCUUUCAUGCGAAGUUUUCUUUAAACCAGGCCAGAAACAACAAAACGAGACACAAGGAAUUCUUAGUGUAAAAGGUGGUCCGAAUUUGAAUUUUACUAUCACAGUCAAUUGUGGAAAUCCUGUUAUUAGUCUUGACCGAAAUAAUUUAGAUUUCGAAUUGGUUAGUUUAGGAAUUAAUAACAUUUUAGAUUUCAACAUGAAGAACACAGGAAAUGAUCAAGCAUUGUUCUUCAUUUCUCCAUUGUCAUGUGAAGAUUUAACAAUUAAUCCAAUGUCAGGCAAGAUUCUACCACAUGAUUUAAUUAAUUUCAUUGUUGGUUUGAAAUGCACAAAACCUAUUUCUAUCAAAGAGAAAGUUGAAAUUGUCAUUUGUGGACAAAACGCACAAUAUGUUAAUGUUUGUGGUCAUGCAGAGAAUCCACAAAUAGAAUUAUUGUUUGAGAAUUUAGAUUUCGGAAAGAUAUUUGUUGGUAAUACAGAAAGUCGUAAAUUUACUAUCAAAAACACAGGACAUAUUCCUGCAAUUGUUACAUUAGAUAUGACUAAUUAUGAACAAUUCACUAUUGAAUAUGAUCUAGAAUUAGGAAAUGCCGCAUUCAAUGGAACUCAGAAUUCAAUUAUUAAUACAACAGCCAUGGGAACAUUGUCUAGUUUAGAUUUAAGUAUGGUAUCAUCAAACAGUUCUAGUAAAACUAACAUUCAAGGCUUAACAUAUAAAAUCACUAUUAUAGAAGGAAGUGAAGUUAGUUUUGACUUAAUUUUCAAACCUAAUAUUGUUGGAGAUUUCACAUUUGAAAUGCCAUUACAAAUGGCAGACAACACUUUCAUUACAUCUUCAGUUCAACCUAUGGUUAUUGCAGAAUCAAUCCAAUCUCCUUUAGUUUCAUCAAUGAAUGCAAUGGACUUUGGAUUGACACCAAUUUAUGAUGCUUUGAAUCCAAACAUCAGACCAAACAUGAAACGAUUUAUUCUUACAAAUAAAACUACAAACAAAAGUGUUAGUUUUCGAAUUACAUCUACUAUUUCAGAUGAAAUCUUUUUGAUCGAGCCGAAGGAAGGAACAGUCAAUGUCAAUGAAGAGAUUCCAGUUGUUGUUACAUUCAGACCUUCAUCAAAUGAUCCAUUUGUUUCUAGUUUGACAGUCUACGCAAAACCAGAACGAGAAGAAGAAAUCAUUACAACACGAAUUUUAGUUUCAGGUAGUGGAUAUAAUCGUCAGUUCAGAUGUGAAGUCGACAACAUCACAUUACCAGUUGUUCCAUUGAAUAUCAAAGCAGAACGAACAGUUCGAAUCAUCAACACAAGAUUCAUUGAUUCGAAGAUCGAAGCAGUUUUACCAAUUUCAGAGAAGAAUUUCCCAUUAACAGUCACAUUUCCAGAAGGAAACAUGUUACAACACUCAUUAGUUAGUACACCUAUGACUAUCUCAUUCGUUAGUGAUAAACCUAUGAGUUUCAGCACAAUGAUUGCUAUUGUUGAUUCACAAGGUUCAAGUUACAAUGUCACAGUUUCAGUUUGUACCGAUAAUUCAGUUUUUACGUUGUAUCCAGUUUUGUCAUUCAGUUGUUUCAACAUUUCUAAUAUCCUUGGUCGACCAAUUACAGCAUCAACAAAGAACCAGAUCCCAGAUGAUUUCAUUGCACAAUUCUCAAACAACCAAGGCUUAUACGAUGAUUUGAAGAAGAUGCGUUCAUACAAAGCUAAUGAGAUUUCUAUCAAUUUCAUUAUCUCAUUUUUGAAUGCAUUUGUUAUGUCUAACAAGAUUUCUGUUUUUCCAGAGAAUUUUUCUAAUUCCAAAGGAGAUUUGAUUUACAAGAUGAUUGAUAACUUGAGUGGUAAAAAGAAUUCUAUGAAGAGUGACAACACAACAAGUAUUAACAAACUGAAAUGUUUGUUGCAAAAUCUUAUGACAGUUGGAUGCCAUGUUUCUCGUAUCCGAGCAGAAUAUCUUCUUAACAAAGAAGAAUUCAUUGAAUAUUACACACGAAAAAUCAUCCGACAAAGUUUAGGUAUUGAUUACAUUCAAGCACCUGAUAUUUCAACAUUGAAUCAAAAGAGUGUUAAUCAAUACAUCACAUCUAAACUAUUCCAAGAAAAGAUGAACGAAAAGAAGAAGAUCAUUGAGAAACUUUAUAAACCAUUGAGUCAAGAAUCAUGGUUAUAUUUGAUCAACCAAGUUUUGAAAGUUUAUUUAGUUUCUAAAUUCAAUGGUGAAAAGAUGAAUCAAAUUCCAGGAUUUAUUGAUUCCAUGAAACAACUGAAACAAAUUGGAAAAGACAACAUCUAUAAUGAUGUUAAUCGUCCACCACGAAUUCUCACAGCUUCUAAUGUUUUGUCAACAAACGAAUGUGCAUUGAUGAAAUGGAUUAAUUGUUAUUAUUGUUUGUCUAAGAAGUGCCAAGAUGUUACUCCAAUCCAUUCAUUUUUAGAGUUGCGAAAUCCACAAAUCUUGGCAAGUUGUUUCACAUCAUUGAUCCAGAACUCAGCAUACAAACAUUCCGAAAACAUGGAAGAGAAUGCAUUUUCAUUACAAAAACUUAUCCAAAGCUUACGAUUGAACUUCACUCCAGAUACACCAGCUUUGUUACAUGGUAAUGAACCAACAUUAUGUUUAUUGUCAUUCGAGAUAUUCCAAACAUUGCCACAUUAUGUUCCUACUAAAACUAUUGAAUUUGAAGUCGAAUUAAAUAAUACUAUCACACAAAAUCUUACUAUUUCUAAUCCGUCUCGGAACGAAAUCAUUUAUAGUAUCAGUCUUUCCGGUUCAGACAAUUUCACAUGUGAAGACAAGAAAGUCACACUAUCACCAGGUAAAUCGACAAACAUUCCUAUUUCAUAUUUCGCACGAUCACAUCAUUCAGACCGAGGCACUAUCACAUUGUUGCCAAACAGACCAAACACUAACAACAAUGCACCUGUUCAAGUAUCAUCUAUUGUUGUUGGGUUAGUUUCAAAUGUCGUUGUUAAUGAACCAAAACGACAAUUCGAAAUGAAAGGACAACUUUAUUUGCCAACAUCAUUCACAAUUCCAAUCCAAAACGAGACCGGGAAAGGAGGCAAAUUCAAUGUUGUUUAUCAAUAUUCAUAUACAACAGAGAAUGGAUAUUCGGUUGGUAUGCAACCUCUUAAAGAAUUUGUUUGUGCAGGUCGAUCAUUGAACAAAACACUUUCUAGCAAGAACUUGGUUAGUGAAAUCUCUAUUCAUGUUCCUUUUGUCAUUGAUGAAGGAACUAUAGUUUUACCUGAUUCGAAAGACGAACAAGUUCCAUUCAAUGUUGUUUUCAUUCCUAUCUGCAUUGGUAAGUACAAACUUCAAAUUUUGAUAUCGAAUUCAUUAUGUGGUGAGUUUGUUUAUGAAUUGAAUGCAGAGAGUGAAGUGAAUUACGAUGCAGAAUCCACAUCUAAUGUUAAAUGCGAAGAAAACUCUAAAUUGUCAUUGAACUUGAAUGUUGAAGCCGCUAACAAGAUGCUUGCUAAUGCAUUGGCAUACAGCCGAAUCAAACUAUCAUCUGCUUAUCAAUGGCCACUUCCAGAGAACAAAUUCAAAGAUUUAGUUAAUCAAACAACUCGAGAAAUUCUUAAUUCAUUCAUGAAGAAUCUCGAAACUAAGUUCACAUUAACAUACAGUUCACAAUAUUUCAGUGGUCCACAUGAAUUUGUUUUAGGAAGUAACACCGUUAUUCCAUUAACAUUCUCACCUCCGAAAGCAGGUUCAUACACAUGCAAAGUUAUUUUGUCAUCUCUUUUUGAUACAAGGACUAUUAAAGUUAAUGGAACAGCUACACCCCAAACAAAGAACAUCUCCAUCAUGUUCGAAACUACGGCAGGUAAGAACAUCACACAAGAAAUUCCAUUUAAUAAUCCAUCCGACCAAUUAUGGAAUUUCAAAAUUACAUACACAGGAGAUUCCGAAUUUGAGAUUCCAACAAAAUUCUCAAUCAAACCACAAAGCACACAGAAUUUGCCUAUUUUGUUCAAAUCUAAGAAGAUGGGUCAAUACCGAGGCACACUUGUUGUUACUAAUCUUACUAAGGAAUCAACAGUUAACUACAAUCUUCAAUCUAAUGUUUCAGAACCAUUGGCAGAAGAAAAGAUCUCUAUUAAAUGCCAAGCUCGAAAGAAACAACAAGUUAAAAUCAAUUUACCACAAGGAUUCAUCCAAAACGGAACGGCGAAAGUUACAUCAGAUGUUGCAGUUAUUUCAUUUGAUUCAUACAUCAGUUGCCAAAACAACAAUGCGACAUCACCUCUAACAAUCAAUGUUUUUGCACUUCGAAGUGGUGUUGCAUGUGGCACAUUGACCAUCACAGAUAUCAACUCGGGUUGUUUCAUCUGGUACAUUGUUGAAGUUGAAGUUUCUCGUCCCGAACCAGAAGAAAUCAUCCAAGUUUCAACUAUCGAACGACAACCUGUCCAAGUGACAUUCUCAGUUUUGAAUCCUAAGAAUAUCCAUGUUUCAUUCGAUGUUGUUUUCAGUGAUAAUGAUUUAUCCGGUCAAAGCAAAAUCAUUAUUCCACCUAAAUCUAGCUUUGUUUAUACUAUCGAUUUCAAUCCAUUAUUCUCAAUGAAGCGAACAUCAUAUGUUUGUUUCUACAACAACGAUGAAGGUGAAUACAACUACUUGAUGAACAUCAAUGUUGAUGAAGCAUUACCAUGUGUUUUAGCACCAUUCAAAUCUAUGAUUGGUUCAUCUAGUUCAUCAUUCAUUCAAAUUGAAAACCCAUCCAAAAAAUUAUCUACAUUUCGAUUCGAAGUUGACAACGCAGAUGUUUUCCAUGUUGUUUCUAAACCAACAUUCACAAUUGAUGCACAUGAUAUUAAGAACAUCGAAAUCAAAUACACUCCUAGUAAGAUCGGUGUCAAAGAGACAGGAAUUAUCCGAUUCCAUUCUAAAGAUGCAGGUAACUGGGUUUUCCAAGUCUCAGGAUACGGCAAGCCUCCACAAGCAUUGUCACCUAUGAUUGUUGAGAGUGCAAUCAACCAUUCAGUUUCUAGUUCAGUUGUUUUCACAAAUCCAUUCUCUUUCCCAUGCAUGUUCGAAGCAACAUUGAUCAACGACGAUGACAAAGAGAAUCACUUCAAAUUACUUUCUAAGCGUCGAUCAUACCAGUUCCAAGAAUAUGGUGAGAGUCAACAUAUUUCAUUCACAUUCACAUCUAAUAAACUUGGUCAAUUCAACGGGACUAUCAUUGUUACAACUACAGGCAAAGGAUCACAGAUCUCAUGGAAUUUCCCACUCAUUGGAAUUGCUACACAGAACUCAGAGAACUCUACACCAGAGCUUCAUGGCAAAGCGAACCAAGUCAUUCGUAAGACUAUCGAUCUUCCUCUUGCAGGUGAAACAAACGAACUGAAAGCGAGUGAUUACCAGAUUUCUAUUGAUUACACUAAUGGGAAUGACUGGAUUUCUAAGUACAUGACAAUUUACUCAGAAGAUGUUUAUCAAUCAAAUUACACUAUUAUGUUGAAAGUUUAUAUCCAGUUCAGUCCGAAGCGACCUAUCGAAACAGUCAUCCAUUUGAAGAUCGAAAACGAUAACAAACAGACAUGGCGAUUCCCAGUCAAGAUCCACAUUGAACCAUCACUUGUUUCUAAGAAAAUGACAAUCAUUUCAACAUUGAACAAAGUUGCUAAAGCGAAAGUAUAUUUAGACGAAAUCAUUGAAGAAGACACUGAAUUCCAUGCAUAUUUCAUGCAAGGCUCGGCACAAGAACUUAGUAUUUCACAGAGUGAUGGUAUUUUAGAACCUAAUGAAUCCGAGAUUGCAGAGAUGCCAUUUGAUAUUGUUUUCUUACCACGAACAUAUGGUAAACUUGUUCGCGGCACAUUGAUUAUUGACACCGAAGAAUCAGAAUACAUCUUUGACAUCUUUGGCAAGAUGCCCGACUACAUUCCUCCACAAGUUAGUAAUGGAGCAAUUGAUACUACCAUGCCUGAAAGUGCACGAACACGAAUUGACUCUACCGAACGAAGGCGAACCAACAUGCGUGAUCAAAUUGGUAGAGCACGAAUCACUAAACCUAAGUCCGCACGAAAACCUAAGAGAUUAUCUGCUUAA
Molecule: messenger RNA, 8379 nt
Organism: Trichomonas vaginalis G3
Lineage: Eukaryota; Parabasalia; Trichomonadida; Trichomonadidae
Product: cilia- and flagella-associated protein 47 family
Exons: 1
Coding region: 1-8379 (2792 amino acids)
Source: RefSeq, a predicted model, not a curated record